Molecule: messenger RNA, 678 nt
Organism: Quercus robur (English oak)
Lineage: Eukaryota; Viridiplantae; Streptophyta; Magnoliopsida; Fagales; Fagaceae
Product: metalloendoproteinase 2-MMP-like
Exons: 3
Coding region: 1-678 (225 amino acids)
Biological process (GO): collagen catabolic process; extracellular matrix organization; proteolysis
Cellular component (GO): extracellular matrix
Molecular function (GO): zinc ion binding; metalloendopeptidase activity
Source: RefSeq, a predicted model, not a curated record
AUGGACGAGUUCGCCAGCCCGUCCAACCCAGACCUACACAACUUAUACUACGGUCAGAGAGUGCAAGGCUUACGUGAAGUCAAGCACUAUCCCAACAAGUACGGAUACUUAAACUACGAAGAUUCAAACAACUUUGAAGAGGAUGAGUUUGAUGAAGCCUUGGAGGUCGCCAUCAAAACAUACCAGACAUUUUUUCAUUUGAAGGUUACAGGAAAGCUUGACACCGAUACCAUCAAAAAGAUGUCAAUGCCGCGUUGUGGAGUUGCUGAUAUUAUCAAUGAUUAUGUUGGACAGGCUGACCUUAUUUUAGGAUUUUACAGAGGUGAACAUGGUGACGGUAGUGCUUUCGAUGGGCCUGGUGGCGCUUUAGCUCAUGCGUUUCCUCCAACAACUGGCAGGUUGCAUUUUGAUGCAGAUGAGAUUUGGUCCGACAGUUCUUAUCGCGUUCGUUCAAAUCAAGUUGACCUGGUGGGCAUUGCAAUGCAUGAGAUAGGGCACCUUCUUGGACUUGAUCAUAGUCGUGAUGAACUAGCCAUUAUGUUUCCCGGUAUUACUAAAGGACAAUUUAAGAGGAGUUUGAGCUUUGAUGAUAGGGACGGUUUACUUACUUUAUAUGCUGAUAACAAUAUCCUCCAGUUAGGAGGUAGAGUCAACUAUUAUAAUUUGUUUCUAUGCUGA